Rodentolepis nana is the source of this 378-nucleotide messenger RNA. NCBI's taxonomy places the organism in Eukaryota, Metazoa, Platyhelminthes, Cestoda, Cyclophyllidea, Hymenolepididae. The record is from the annotation of a GenBank genome assembly.
AUGUAUCCUAUUCUUCCAAUUGUCAAAUCUCUUGCCAUGGCUUCUCGCCCCGCUGCUUCACGUCUUGUGAUCAGCAAUUUGCCAAAGUUGAGUCCUAUUGCCUCAAUGGAGAUUGUUAACAAGAACCUCCAUACGUCCAUCGCCCAUCGUGAUAUUGAUCAGGCCGCAAAAUACAUCGGUGCUGGUGCUGCUACCAUCGGUGUCGCCGGGUCAGGUGCUGGGAUUGGUUCUGUCUUUGGUAACCUCGUUAUGGGCUAUGCUCGUAAUCCUGGACUUAAGCAACAGCUCUUUUCCUAUGCCAUUCUUGGUUUUGCCUUGAGUGAAGCUAUGGGUCUCUUCUGCCUUAUGAUGGCUUUCCUGAUCCUCUACGCUUUUUAA